Messenger RNA from Wallemia ichthyophaga EXF-994, 1761 nucleotides. RefSeq lists its product as uncharacterized. The record is from RefSeq and is a predicted model, not a curated record. Bases 1 to 1761 code for a protein of 586 amino acids. The transcript is spliced from 2 exons. NCBI's taxonomy places the organism in Eukaryota, Fungi, Basidiomycota, Wallemiomycetes, Wallemiales, Wallemiaceae.
AUGGAUAAUGGGAAUAGCUCACAGCUAAAAUACCACUCAGAAUUCCUCAAGCCCCGAUUACCGGAAUCGUUACUACCUUCAAAUACUUCGCUGAGAUCAAUAAAGUUUAAUUCUAAUGAUGAUUUCGCUCGGCCAAGUAAUUUGUCCAAUUUCCCUGCUGGUUUCCCUCCAAAAAUUGGCUCAAGUGGUCCAACACGCGAUCCAAGCACAGACCUUGAGGGCGAUCAGAUAAAUCCCGAUGCAGCUCUGCCCACUCCACCUACUCUAAAUCCACCUGUCGUUGAGAUAUGCUUGGAAUGCAUGAUGCGCGAUAAGGAUAUGGCCGAUGUAGACGUUUCCCCUACGGUUUGGCAGAACGCGUCGGAUGGCGAGCUUGAGAAAUCUCUCGCUCUUUGGUCAGCACAGGAGCAUAAUGGCAUAUCACCUUCACAGCGAACAGGUCUUCGUCCACAGGAUGAGGUUACGGAAGACGCUUUGGCGACGUGGACCAAGCUCAAUCCACCACUUUCCAACUAUCGCGCUAGAAAUCUCAAGUCAUACGUCGCAGAUCAAGUCAGUCGUAACAACGUUACAGCUAUUGACAGGACUGUCGACACUAUGCUCAAAUACCCUUCAUCCUCUUCACUCAACCCGCCUCAGUCCCUGAAACAAGUUGCUCCAAGGAGACGCAGAUUGUCCGAGUCAAGUGCUAACGUUAAUGGUAACGCUAUUGCGGGUGCGAGUGCAAACGCGGCCGCGAAUGCUACUGCGACUGCUAAUCCAAAUACCCCAAUCAACAACCGCACUUCAAAGCAAAGCUUGGCUAUUUCGCUCGCCAAUGCACCGCCUCUACCUGACGAUGCGGCGAAUGUUAUCACAAACUACGGCAAAGGCGAGGUGAGCAAUAGCAGUAAGAGCAGGAGUCGGAGUCAUAGUCAAGUUCAGGGUCAGAGUAAGGUUCAAAACAGACCGGCGAGCGUGAGCAAUGAUUUGCAAGUUCCAACUAGCGUACCGCGUAACUCUUCGCAGCUGCAAGUUCCUCACAGUCCGCAGUCGACACCGGCGUCGCCAUCUACACUCACAGCUACUUCACCCACCUCGACACAUUCCAGACGCCCAUUCAGCCUCUUCUUCAGACACAGCAAUAGGAGCGUUGCGACGAGCGUCGCGUCUGCUCACCCCUCAGGCUCCAUGGUCGAUAUGCAUCUCGGGCUUGAGAAGGAGCGCGAUCCCAACAGGACGAGCUCGAUGAAUGGGAUGGAAGUUUAUCAGGGCAAGCAAUACCCAUCGACACGCAGUUUGAACAAGAGCGACGGGAAGCACUCUAAGAAGAAGAAGGGGGGUAUAAGGGGGCUGUGGAAUAGGAUAAGGGGUAAGUCAACGAGUCAUGUCCAUUCUACAACACCAACAACAGCAACACCAACGACAACGACUGGUCGCUCAAUGACAGCGUCACCUAGUCUUGACGAACGUCAAAGAGAAGGUAGUCUACUGGAGCUGCAGCAACAAGCUCAAAAGGAGGAUACGAGCAGCCCUCUCCCUCCCCCACCUUCCAUGUCCUUUCUCAGUGGUGAACCCCUUGAUGUGCCAAAUGCUGCUAAAGUUCAGCCAAAUAUACCACAUAUACCAAAUAGUGAUAGCUUUCCGCGAAAUCGCUCCUCGUCGUUCGAGUUGGAAUAUAGCAGAUCUACCUCAAGCAAUUUCCAAACACAACAGCAGAAUCAACGCAAAAGCUUGAACAGUGUUGGAUCAGGUGGAAGUGCGAGAGAUAUACCAACAUGA